AUGGCCCUAGUUCUGCUGACACAGACAGGAAGUUGCUCAAAGACCAAUCAGGAAACAGUCCAGUACAUCAAGAAGAAGAUCAGAAAAGAUCUGGACGUAUUUGACCUGAAGAAAUACUGUGCUUCAGAGGAGGCUCUUCUGAGGCUGCUGCCAGUGGUCAAAGCCUCCAACAAAUCUCUUGGCUGUAACCUCUCAGAGAGAAGCUGUGAAGCUCUGUCCUCAGUUCUCAGCUCCAAGUCCUCUAGUCUGAGAGAGCUGGACCUGAGUAACAACAACCUGCAGGAUUCAGGACUGAAGCUGCUGUCUGCUGGACUGGAGAGUCCAAUCUGUACACUGGAAACUCUCAGUCUGUCAGGCUGUUUGAUCACAAAGGAAGGCUGUGCUUCAUUGGCCUCAGCUCUGAGCUCCAACCCCUCCCAUCUGAGAGAGCUGGACCUCAGCUACAAUCAUCCAGGAGACUCAGGAGCGAAGCUGCUGUCUGCUGUACUAGAGGAUCCACACUGGAGACUGGACACUCUCAGGGUGGACCAUGGUGGAGAGCAGAGGUUAACACCUGGACUGAAGAAGUACUCUUGUGAACUCACAGUGGACACAAACACAUUGAACAGAGAGCUCAAAGUGUCCGACAACAACAGGAAGGUGACAUAUGUGGAGGAGCAGCCAUAUCUUGAUCAUCCAGACAGAUUUGGUUUCUGGUAUCAGCUGCAGUGUAGAACCGUUCUGACUGGUCGCUGUUACUGGGAGGUCAAGUGGAGAGGAAGAGUUCAUGUAUCAGUGACUUACAGAGGAAUCAGAAGUAGAGGAGAAAGUUGUGACUCUUUGUUUGGAAGGAAUGAUCAGUCGUGGAGUCUGUACUGCUCUGAUGGUCAUUACUGUGUCAUCCACAAUAAGAAAGUAACACACCUCCCCCUCUCCCCCCCCUCUGGUAGAGUAGCAGUGUAUGUGGAUUGUCCUGCUGGCUCUCUGUCCUUCUUCAGAGUCUCCUCUGACACACUGAUCCACCUCCACACCUUCAACACCACCUUCACUGAACCUCUUCAUCCUGGGUUUGGGUUCUGGUCACCUGCCUCCUCAGUGUCUCUGUGUUGUCUGUAAGAGGAGACAACUUCCAGUCCUGUGGUUUAGAUGUUGGUGGUGGACGAGGCUUCACUUUGGUUCACUUUGCCAUCACAGAUGUUAUUUUAUAAGAAAUGGUGAAAUGAUUUCCUCAGGGCUUGUUGUGUACAAACUGUGUUGACUUUGAUACUUUAAUGACGUUUUCUUUGGAGCAGCAUGAAGCUGCUAAUAAUGUCUGUGGUGAUUGUUAAUGAGUUCAAUAAAGUUUAAAAACAACAUGUUUUUACAAAUGUAAAUCUUUAUAUUUUGGAUAAAUACCACAUGUUGAAAUGUUCGUUACAAAGUUCUAACCUAAUGAAAAAACUUUUAUCCUCUAAAAAAUGUAAAGUGUAGCACAAAGUAGAGAUUCACACUGUCCUCAUAAACACCGUGAGAAAGAAACUGUACUUAUACAAACUACUAUUCAUGUGCACACUGUAGACGAUCACACUGUCCUCACAGUCACACGGUCCUCAUAUAUACUCUACUUAAACACACCCACACACACACUGUCCUCGUAAACAUUUUGUCCCCCUGAACACUGUCCUGAAGACACACUGUGUGAGUUUGUGUGUGCAGGACAUUUGAUGCCAUCAUCUGUUCUGGACCAGUGGACAAAACAGAUAUUAUAAUAAUAAUAAUGAAGAA
Molecule: messenger RNA, 1743 nt
Organism: Cottoperca gobio
Lineage: Eukaryota; Metazoa; Chordata; Actinopteri; Perciformes; Bovichtidae
Product: neoverrucotoxin subunit beta-like
Molecular function (GO): protein binding
Source: RefSeq, a predicted model, not a curated record